Molecule: messenger RNA, 3189 nt
Organism: Neoarthrinium moseri
Lineage: Eukaryota; Fungi; Ascomycota; Sordariomycetes; Amphisphaeriales; Apiosporaceae
Exons: 1
Coding region: 1-3189 (1062 amino acids)
Molecular function (GO): protein binding
Source: RefSeq, a predicted model, not a curated record
AUGGCCAUGCGCUCCUCCAGCACGCCGUUCGACUCGAGUGCUGCCAUCCCCGACGACAUGGAGCCCUUCCCCGCCGCCCCGGAACCCGACGAGGGCUACAGCGAGCACCCGUUGUCUGCUGACAACGCUCUCGCCCAAGCAGGCAACUCUCGCGACCCUGCCGAGUUCCUCGCCUGGAUGUCGCCGCGACUGUCCAACCUGUCGGUGCAGCACAAGACCCAGCUGGCCAUGGCCAUCCUCAGCGAACUGCCUACCACGGUCAUUGCAGAGAUCGUGCUCAAGCAGCUAAACCCCCGACUAUACAUCGACUUCGUCGACUACCUGCCGCCCGAGAUCUGCCUUAAGAUAUUCGGUUAUCUCGACCCGGUAUCUCUUAUAAACGUUGCUAGGUGUUGUCGGGGCUGGUAUAAUCUGUCCCUCGACCGCAAGCUGUGGGAGAAGCUGUUCUAUCUCGAAGGUUGGCGUGCCUUGCCCCAGGAGAUCGCGGCUGCCGAGCAACGGAUCAAUGCCAGCCUGUCAGUGUCCGAGACGAGACACCCUCACCGAUUACGGUCAUCCGAGUACGGCCAUGUCCACAAGAAGAGAGCCAUCUCCGAUCCAACACCGCAUGAUGCCGACCAGGAUGCCAUGGAGAUCGAUCGGGACGACGACACCGAGAUGUCGGGCACGAGCUUGUUUGGCGGCGUCAAGAACAACCGAGCUCCCGCAGGCAGCGGGUCGUCGUCCAGGAGUACAGCCAGCGUCGUGCAACAUCUCGGGCAUCUCGUCAUGGACUCACCGAGCCCAAUGCCUGACGUGGCGGCGGCCGCAAGUGACCCGAAGGGUAAAGGCAAAGCGAAGGUCGGUUCCUACGAUGGCCAAGUCCCUUCUCUAGUGUUACCCAGCCUCCCAAAAUCCUCACUCUGGACAUAUGACGCCAAAAACAAUCGAUACAAGAUCAACUGGCAGUAUCUUUACACCAUGCGGCGACGCUUGGAGUAUAACUGGGAAGCAGGCAGAUAUACCAACUUCCAGCUACCCCACCCGGACUAUCCUCAAGAAGGCCACAAAGAGUGUGUCUACUCUCUCCAAUUCAACCCAGAAUAUGUGGUCAGCGGGAGUCGCGACAGGUCGAUCCGGAUAUGGAAUUUGCAGACUCGUCGCCUUGCCCGCAAGCCGCUCUGGGGACACACCGGAUCAGUUCUCUGCCUGCAGUUUGAUGCGGACCCGGAAGAGGAUGUCAUUGUGUCGGGUAGUAGCGACUCCGAUGUCAUUGUCUGGAAGUUCUCGACCGGAGAGAAGAUCCAAGUUCUUAAGAAGGCGCACACCGAAUCUGUCCUGAACGUGAAGUUCGACAAGCGGAUCCUCGUUACUUGCUCCAAGGACAGAAGCAUCAAGAUCUUCAAUCGUAAACCACUGCGCGCCGGGGAUGUGGGAUAUGGCCCAGCUAACUUCGUCGGCUCGGUGCCCAUCAACAUACAGAACUACGGUUACGAUGAACCUCCCUGGAACCAGCUUCCGAUCAAGCCACCCUAUACCCAGAUCGGUGCGCUUGAAGGCCAUGGCGCUGCUGUAAACGCGGUCCAGAUUCAUGGCGAUGAGAUUGUAUCUGCAAGCGGCGAUCGACACAUCAAAGUCUGGGACUGGCCCCAACAGGUUUGCCGAAGGACAUUUGUAGGACAUCAUAAAGGCAUUGCCUGUGUGCAGUACGAUGGGCGGCGAAUCAUCAGUGGAAGCAGCGACAACGAAGUCAAGGUCUUUGACCGGGAGACGGGUCUCGAGGUGGCAACGCUACGUGGGCAUGGUAGUCUUGUGCGCACUGUCCAAGCUGGUUUCGGCGAUCUUCCCGACAGCGUCGAGGAGGAUCGCCUGACCGCCAGCAGCAUUGACAACGAAUUCUUUGCCGCCAUCAAGUCUGGCGCUUUAGGAACUUCCCAUAUGACAAGAGGCAAGGCACCUAACGCAGGCGGCCGAAGACCUGAAGACAUCACAGCCUACGGUGCCAAGCUCCCCCCUGGUGGCGGCGGUGGACGAUAUGGCCGCAUCGUUUCGGGAUCGUACGACCAAACCAUCAUGAUUUGGCGUCGCAACAAAGCUGGCAAGUGGAAGAAUGCCCAUACUCUGCACCAAGCAGAAGCUGCUGCGGCCGCGGCGAGGCAGUCUGGGAGUUCAAGCCACCCUGCAGGCCUCGCGAGGGUACCGUCACCUUCUUCUAUAACACCGGCUGGCAACGGCACACUGCCUUCUCUACACCACAAUGCUCGCCCUAUUGCCAGACACCCGCCGCCGCCUACUCCGCCUGCAAGCGCUCCUCCCGCGAUGCAGAAUUCUGGCAGCUCGGCCAAUAUUGCUCAUGUCGAGUAUCCAAUCCAUGCCACUGUUACUCCCCAGACAACGUUGUCCUACACGAGGAUGAUUGACAACGGUGUUUCUCAGGGGCCGGCGGCACUAUCUAGUGCGUUGAACAGCUUCCCGACCAUGCUGGCAUAUCACUCCCACAUCCAGUCGUGCAUAGACCAGGAGCCGAAUGCUAUGACACGAUCACAACUGCGUCAGGUUGUGGCAGCCGCGCUCCAAAGAGCGCAACUGGCGCAGCAUCGCAUUCGGGAGUCUACCCAAUUAGCGUUGUCCGAGCAGCCAGUAUUGGCGGGCAGUUCGAGCUCGGCACAAGUACCACCAUCUCAGACAAGCAUGAGCUAUCAGCCUCUCUCCAGAGAGGUCUCUGGGUCGAGUUCUACGUCGGCCACUCGAGGCAGUAGUCAUCGUGCCAGUAGCCAAGGGUCAAGCCGGACUCAGAUUCCCGUCUCUGACGAUAAAGUAACCACGCCCACGGUUGCCACCGUGUUGGCCCAACCUGUUGCCGUUUCUACCGCUACGGCUGCACAAGUCUCGUCUGGCCCUCCGGUCGUUGCCAGCAGUUCCUCGCAGCAUGCACAGGCAAUUCAACAAGCAGUGCAGGCACAAAGCGGUCAAGCUCAGUCGCAACCACAAGCACCUCCUGCGCCCGCGACUGCGACAAUAGCACCCGUACCCGUCCACCACCCGCACAUAGCACAACCUGACGCUCAGGCCCCGCGAGUCUUUAAACUACAGUUCGAUGCUCACAAGAUCAUCUGCUGCAGCCAGACAUCGAUAAUUGUCGUGUGGGACUUUUGCAACGGCGACCCCGAACUCGAGGAGGCUGCACGAUUCUUUGCACCGAUAGAGUAG